Messenger RNA from Fukomys damarensis (Damara mole-rat), 3354 nucleotides. Its product is annotated as serotransferrin. Gene Ontology annotation, cellular component: plasma membrane; early endosome; recycling endosome. Gene Ontology annotation, biological process: antibacterial humoral response; iron ion transport. The transcript is spliced from 24 exons. Lineage: Eukaryota; Metazoa; Chordata; Mammalia; Rodentia; Bathyergidae. The record is from RefSeq and is a predicted model, not a curated record. The coding region runs from base 68 to 3043 and encodes 991 amino acids.
GCACUGGCCCGCGGCGCAGAAGCGGGUCAGUCUCUGCUCGCCGCUCCUCGCCACACAGGGAGGCAGAAUGAGGAUCGCUGUGGGCACCUUGCUGGCCUGCGCCGCCCUGGGGCUAUGUCUGGCUGUCCCUGAGAAGACUGUGAGAUGGUGUGCUGUGUCAGAUCAUGAGGCCAGCAAGUGUGCUAGUUUCCGUGACAAUAUGAAAAAAGUCCUUCCAGAAGAUGGUCCCCGUGUCAUUUGUGUGAAGAAAAACUCCCACCUUGAUUGCAUCAAGAGCAUUGCGGCAGGUGAAGCGGAUGCUGUUACAGUAGAUGCAGGUUUGGUGCAUGAGGCAGGCCUGGCACCCAACAACCUGAAGCCUGUAGUGGCAGAGUUCUAUGGGACAGAAGAGAAUCCACAGACCUUCUACUUUGCUGUUGCCGUGGUGAAGAAGGGCACCAACUUCCAGCUGAACCAGCUCCAAGGCAAGAAGUCCUGCCACACAGGCAUUGGCAGGUCUGCUGGGUGGAACAUUCCCAUUGGCUUACUUUUUUGUGACUUACCUGAGCCACGUAAGCCUCUUGAAAAAGCGGUGGCCAGUUUCUUCUCAGGCAGCUGUGUACCCUGUGCAGAUGGGGCGGCCUUCCCUCAACUGUGUCAACUGUGUCCAGGGUGUGGCUGCUCCUCCCUUCACCCGCACUUUGGCUAUGCAGGUGCUUUCAAGUGUCUCAAGGAAGGUGGUGGGGACGUGGCCUUCAUCAAGCACUUAACCAUAUUUGAGGCCCUGCCUGAGAAGGCUGACAGGGACCAGUACGAGCUACUGUGCCCUGACAACACCCGGAAGCCAGUGGAUGAGUACGCGCAGUGCUAUCUGGCCAAGGUCCCUUCUCACGCUGUUGUGGCUCGGAAUACGGGUGACAAGGAUAAUUUGAUCUGGGAGCUCCUCAGCCAGGCCCAGGAACAUUUCGGCGUCGACAAAUCGAAAGAAUUCCACUUGUUCAGCUCUUCUCAGGGGAGGGACCUGCUGUUUAAAGACUCUGCACAAGGGUUUUUAAGGAUUCCCCCCAGGAUGGACUAUAGGAUGUAUCUGGGCUAUCAGUAUGUCACUGCUAUUCGGAAUCUACGGGAAGGCAUAUGCCCAGAAAGCUCCCAGGAGGCAGCAAAGACACUGAAGUGGUGUGCACUGGGUCACCAUGAGAGGACCAAGUGUGAUACGUGGAGCGCUCAAAGUGAAGGGAAAAUAGAGUGUGAGUCUGCAGAGACCACUGAAGACUGCAUUGCCAAGAUCAUGAAAGGAGAAGCAGAUGCCAUGACCUUGGAUGGCGGAUUUGUCUAUAUAGCCAGCCAGUGUGGUCUGGUGCCUGUUUUGGCAGAAAACUAUGAAAACCCUAAUUGUCAUAGACCACCAGAAAAAGGGUAUUAUGGUGUGGCAGUGGUGAAGAAAUCAGAUCCUGACAUCAACUGGAAUAAUUUGGAGGGCAAGAAGUCUUGCCACACCGCAGUAGACAGAACCGCUGGCUGGAACAUCCCCAUGGGCCUGCUCUACAACAGAAUCAACCACUGCAGAUUUGAUGAAUUUUUCAGUCAAGGCUGUGCCCCUGGGUCUCUGAAAAAUUCCAGUCUCUGUGAUCUCUGUAUUGGCCCAACUGUGUGUGCUCCCAACAACAAAGAGACAUACUAUGGCUACACAGGAGCUUUCCGGUGUCUGGUUGAGAAAGGAGAUGUGGCCUUUGUGAAGCACAGCACUGUCAUGCAGAACACUGAUGGAAACAACCCUGAUUCAUGGGCUAGUAAUCUUAAGAAGGAAGACUUCGAGCUGCUGUGCCCUGAUGGCAGCAGGAAGUCCGUGGAUGAAUAUGAGAAAUGCCACCUGGCCCGAGCCCCAAAUCAUGCUGUGGUCACACGGAAAGAUAAGGCAGAAUAUGUUCGUGGAGUAUUAUACAGCCAACAGGAAAUGUUUGGAAAUGCUGUAUUUGAUUGCGCAGCCAGAUUUUGUUUGUUCCGGUCGAAAACCAAGGAUCUUCUGUUCAGGGAUGAUACAAAAUGUUUGGUUAGAAUUGAGAAUGAUGUCACACCUGAAAAAUACUUAGGAGAGGAGUAUGUCAAGGCUGUUGGUAACCUGAGAAAAUGCUCAACCUCAAGUGAGUUGGACCCCAAGGACUACCAUUCCCGUGAUGCUUCGCUUCCCGCGCUUGCGCAGAACACAGGGCCACGUAGCUUUCGCGGUACCGGAGCACGCACUUCAUUCAUGGCUACCGUGGACUCUUGUCGGGUAGAGGGUUGCGGCGGUGCGGGAGGCACUUUCCAGCCCUACCUAGACUCCUUGAGACAGGAGCUGCAGCAGAGGGACCCGACGCUGUUGUCAGUAGUGCUGGCGGUCGCCGUGGUGCUGCUAACGCUGGUGUUCUGGAAAUUAAUCUGGAGUAGAAAGAGCAGUCAAAGAGCAGUUCUUCUUGUGGGUCUUUGUGACUCCGGGAAAACACUGCUAUUUGUCAGGUUGUUAACAGGCUGUUACAGAGACACGCAGACUUCUAUUACUGACAGCUCUGCUGUGUAUAGAGUCAACAAUAACAGGGGCAAUAGUUUGACCUUGAUUGACCUUCCUGGGCAUGAGAGCUUGAGGCUGCAGUUCUUAGAGCGUUUUAAGUCUUCAGCUAGGGCUUUUGUGUUUGUUGUGGACAGUGCAUCAUUCCAGCGAGAGGUGAAAGAUGUGGCUGAGUUUCUGUAUCAAGUCCUCAUAGACAGCGUGGGUCUGAAGAAUGCACCAUCAUUCUUAAUAGCCUGCAAUAAGCAAGAUAUUACAAUGGCAAAAUCAGCAAAGUUAAUUCAGCAACAGCUUGAGAAAGAACUCAACACCUUACGAGUUACCCGCUCUGCUGCUCCCAGCACACUGGACAGUUCCAGUACUGCCCCUGCUCAUCUUGGAAAGAAAGGCAAAGAAUUUGAGUUCUCACAGUUGCCCCUCAAAGUGGAGUUCCUUGAGUGCAGUGCCAAGGGUGGAAGAGGAGAUGCUGGUUCUGCUGACAUCCAGGACUUAGAGAAAUGGCUGGCUAAAAUUGCCUGAGGGGCAACUCUGGAGCACAAGCUAUGAGUGAGUGUGUGUGACUGUGUGACUGGCAGUGUUGAAAGAAGAGCUGUGGUAGUCGGGAGUUGAUAAAAGGUACAAAAUGUGCUUAGGAACAUUUCCUUGUACUGGAAACAAAUUACUGUUCACACCAGCUUGGAAGUUUCUUUGUUUUAGUUCCUUUCUCUGCUGUUGCUCCCUUUCAAACAAACCACUUUUAUUUAACUCUCAUAUUAAGUGUUGGUAUUAAGUGUCCCUUUAGCAUGUGUUUGAUUUAAGGUCAAAGUCUUUGUGACAUAACAAGCAAACUC